AUGAAAAAAGUGAAAAAAAAAAAAACUUAUUCUAAUAACUUUAAAUAUUUAUCAUCUCCAUCUUUAACAAAUUCAGAAGAAAGUGAUAAUGAACAAUACAUUUCAUUCUUAAAAACAUUUAAUCGCAAAGAAAAGCAAAAUAUACAUUUAAAGAUGACAAAUACAGUUCGGUGGGGUUGGUUUCUUCUUAUUUUUACAUGGUUUCUUUUUGUAACUGGAAUGAGCGGAGUUUUUGGAAUUUGGCACUGGGCGUUUCAAAUAAAGAACGUAAAAAAUCAGAAAAAAUCACAUGAUUUCCCAAUUAUUGAUUAUUACUUUCUUCUUAUUAUCUUAACGGGGGGUGUUGUAGCUUGGAUAUGGGUAGGCAUUAAUUGGCUCGGAUUAAAGUACUUCAGAAUGACAAAAGCUAAAAGUGAUUCAUAA
This is a messenger RNA of Pneumocystis jirovecii RU7, 423 nucleotides long. RefSeq lists its product as uncharacterized. NCBI's taxonomy places the organism in Eukaryota, Fungi, Ascomycota, Pneumocystomycetes, Pneumocystales, Pneumocystaceae. The transcript has 2 exons. The record is from RefSeq and is a predicted model, not a curated record. The coding region runs from base 1 to 423 and encodes 140 amino acids.